AUGCAGUUCACCAGUGGCUUGGUCUUCCUGCCCCUUGCGGCUCUUCUCGCUUCCGUCGCCGCCGCCCCCGUUGUCGAAGACCGGGCUGCGCAAGCCGCGACGACAUGCGGCUCUACAUACUACAGCGCGACGCAGGUGAACCAGGCCGCCCAAAAGGCUUGCAGCUACUACAGCUCCGGAAGCGCGCCUGGUGGAUACCCGCACACAUACAACAACUAUGAGGGUUUCUCAUUCUCGGUGUCUGGGCCUUACCUCGAGUUCCCGCUCCUAUCUAGCGGUAGCGUAUAUACUGGCGGGUCCCCGGGGCCGGACCGGGUCGUCAUUAACACGUCCUGCAAGCUAGCGGGUGAAAUCACUCACACUGGCGCUAGCGGCAACAAUUUUGUCGGUUGCUCAGGAACGUCUUGA
Daldinia caldariorum is the source of this 408-nucleotide messenger RNA. RefSeq names its product ribonuclease-domain-containing protein. The transcript is spliced from 2 exons. The record is from RefSeq and is a predicted model, not a curated record. Gene Ontology annotation, molecular function: RNA nuclease activity; RNA binding. NCBI's taxonomy places the organism in Eukaryota, Fungi, Ascomycota, Sordariomycetes, Xylariales, Hypoxylaceae. Bases 1 to 408 code for a protein of 135 amino acids.